Messenger RNA from Peronospora farinosa, 1065 nucleotides. NCBI's taxonomy places the organism in Eukaryota, Oomycota, Peronosporomycetes, Peronosporales, Peronosporaceae. The record is from the annotation of a GenBank genome assembly.
AUGAACGUCCUGUCUGCAGUCAUCCGCUCUCGUCGUAAUACUUUAUCGACCCACAUUCGCUUCUCCUCGACCUUUGGAAUUGUAUUUGAUGUGGAUGGUGUGUUAUUACGUGGCAAAUCGCCACUUCCUGGGGCUCGAGAUGUGCUACUCGAGUUACAAGCGACCAACAUUCCGUAUGCCAUUAUGACGAAUGGUGGUGGCUACAGUGAGGAGAAAAAGGCGCGUCAAUUGGAACAGAUACUGGGUCAUGGGGUCUCCAUUCCUACUGAACUCAUGUGCAUGAGUCAUACGCCAAUGCGGGAGCUCGUAGCGAAACAUGGUGACGAACUGGUGCUGGCAGUAGGUAAAGAUUGUGCCGAGUUGAGACAAGUGAUGGCGAAGUACGGCUUUAAACACGUUGUGACGGUCGAUCAAUUGCAUCGACAUUUUCCAACCAUGUACCCAGACGUUAAAGUGACUGAUUUGCUGGUCCAUGAUGGACGCUUUGACUCGCAGCCAUUUGCGGCGGUCUUUGUGCUCAUUGAUCCCAUUUAUUGGGGUCGAGAGCUACAGAUUGUGAUGGAUGUGUUAUGCGCACCCAAUGGACUUUUGGGACGACGAACGGUUGAAGGAGAUGGUAAAGGAGAUCGUCAACAUAUUCCUUUGUACUCGGCGUGCUCGGACUUUCAAUAUGUGGGUGAGUUCCAUCUUCCCCGAUAUGGUGCUGGAGCUUUUCAUGCCAUGUUGGAAAAUCUAUUUACACACACGACGGGACACACAUUGGAAAAGACGCUGUUUGGUAAACCACAACGCACAUCAUUUGAGUUUGCUGAGACGCUCAUUGACGCGCAACGUGAAGAUGUUGAACGCAUUUAUAUGGUGGGAGACAACCCGAAGACGGACAUUCAUGGCGCUAAUGAGGCUGGUGGCAGAUGGAAGUCGUUGCUUACGUUGACAGGCAUGCAUAGUGGACCAAAUAAUCAUGAUGAGCAUCCGGCGUAUGAAGUUGUGGAGGAUGUGGCACAGGCGCUCGCCUUCAUUAAGCAGGACUUUGCAAAAUUACAGGCAGAGAAGUCGACAACGUAA